AUGGGAUUGGCCCUGUUUGGCCGUCCGUUGAAGGCCGUAUCGCUCCCCGCUCGAUCGACAACCGGGAGCCCGCCAACACCGUCUCGAAUCAUGCGAACCGCACAACAUCGGCACGGGCGCGGAUUCCAUCGCCUCGACGCCGUCCGCCAGCCGGUGCAGCGGGCGCAGCAGCAGGGCCUCGAUGAGCAGCAGCUGGGCCGCGCUGAGCAGCAGCACCAGCCAGGCGUUGCGGGCCAGGCCCUCGGCGUGCGACACGUCACCGCCCAGGCUCCACUCGAAGGCGGCCACGAUGGCGGCCGUCAGCACGGGCACGCACAGGGUCAGGCGCAGUCGCAGGGAGCUCAGCCGGCGCGGCAUGGCGCCGUCGGGGGUCGAGGCAGGGGAAUCGGGACUCAUGGGGUACAGCGACAGCGCCACAAAUUGUCACGGCCUCCCUGCGCCUUGUGCGCCCUCGCAACUCGGGGCCGGCCGCGUCGGCGCGGAGCUGCGCUACUGGACCGUGAAGCCAUCGGACGAAGAGGCCACGCUGUGGCCCGAGGUCGGCCUGAGCUAUGGCGUCAACUCGCGCUGGACGACGCGCCUCCUGGCGAGCUGGAUCGGCUACGGCGCGUCCGACCAGGUGCUGUCGAGCUGGAACUGGCAGAACGUCGUGCUGCUGACGCAGGGCGAGAAGCCCUACGACCUCGCCAUCCACGCGCAGCUGAUCCGCAACCGCGGCCAGGGCAACGCGCUGGAGCUGGGGCCGGCCUGGCAGACCGACCUCGGCGCGCUCAAGCUCAAUGCCAACGUGUUCUGGGAGUACGACAGCAGCCGGCACGACACGCGGCUCAAGCUGCACAGCGCGUCGCCGGUCUCGUGGCCGAGGCUCUCGUUGACGAGCUGGAAGCGGUCCAGGUCGGCCGACAGCAGCGCGAAGCCGGGGCUGCCGGGCGCCGUCAGCUCGGACAGGCGGGCCAGCGCGGCGUGGCGGUUGGGCAGGUCGGUGAGUUCGUCGUGCAGCGCCUGGCGGCGCAGCGCCUCGGUGGCGCGCUGGCGCUCGGUGUCGUCCAGCAUCAGCACGAGCAGCGCCGGGCCGCCUUCCCAUUCGAGGUAGCUGGAGAUGCCGCGCACGUAGAUGGCGCUGCCAUCGGAGCGGUAGCGCUCACCCUCCCAGGCGAUCUGGCCGCUGCGCUGCUGCAUGAGCUGCGCGUAGCGCGCCCGGGCACCGGCGAAAUCGGUCGGCGCGAAAGCGGACUCGAUGGAGCGCAGGCCGCCGAUGCGGUCCAGCUUGAACAUCGCCAGCGCGGCGGGGUUGGCGUAGACGGCGCGCCCGUCGCGCACGACGACCAGGCCCUGCAUGGAUUGCUCGUACAGCUGGCGCAGCUGCGCAUUGACCUGCUCGGUCUCGUGAUGCGCGCGCCGCACGGACAGCAGGAUCAGCGCCAUCGCCAGCGCCACGUGCACAUAGGUGCCGAGGAUGUGCGUGACGAUGGAGCGGGCCAGCGGGUCCAGCAUCGGGCCGCUGAGCAGCGCCAGCGCCAGGAUGAAGCCCAGCAGCGCGCCGAACAGCGGCGCAUUGCGCGCCCAGCGCCAGGGCCGGCCGCGGUAGCGCGCGGCGCCGGCGAGUUCCAGCGCCAGCGACGCGAUGAUGCAGGCGGUGGCCACCGUGGCCUGGACCUUGUAGCGCACCGAUUCCAUGUCGGCCGGCACCAGCGCCACGCCCAGCGUCAGCCCCACGGCCAGCAGCACGUGGCUCCAACCCCAGUCGCUGAUGUGCGGAUGGCCGGGUUCCAGCCGUGCCAGGAUCAGCAACGCCAUGCCGAGCAUGGCGAUCAAACUGGUACUGAUCAGGAGGAACCCGGUCAUCGGCCCAUCCUAGCGACGGCGCGUGUCUGUGCGCCAUCGGUGCAAGCCUUCGUUCAGAACUCCGGUCGCACGUCACGCGUGGCCAGCGGCCAGCGGUCGCUGCGCCAGGGCGAGGCGGGCAGCCCGGCGCCAUCGACGAGAUUGGCGUCCAGCGGCGUGUCGGCCCAGGCGUAG
Ostertagia ostertagi is the source of this 2019-nucleotide messenger RNA. NCBI's taxonomy places the organism in Eukaryota, Metazoa, Nematoda, Chromadorea, Rhabditida, Trichostrongylidae. The record is from the annotation of a GenBank genome assembly.